UGACCUAACCUUACUUACCUACAACCUACCAACCGGCAACCUACAAGUCAACCUAUGGCAUUACAAUUAGUACUAGUGGAGCAGACGUCACAAAGGUUUUCCAACCAAGGAGAGUCACUAAGUUUUUGCAGGAUCAGGUAAUGCCUAGAUUUACUGAAUACUGACACUGAUAUUGUGAAAAUCUGACAUGACCCUCUUACGCUUGUAGCUCACAAGCUACUAUUUCCCUGUGGCCUAAGCAUGAGUACCGAAGCAGGAGACACAAAGAGCUGGGAUGGCCAGCCACCAGAAGCUGAUUCAGAAGCAAAGCCACCUGUGGCCAUGACUGGCGUUGUGGCGAGCGGCGACAGUGGCCCCAGUGCCAAUGGCGACAGCGCGGCCAAACGAAUCAACCUCGGCCAUCCAGAUCCCGACUCGAUGAAAAUGUUUGCUGGUCAGAUCCCACGCCACAUGGAGGAGCCGGAACUGCGCAAGGUGUUCGAGGAGUUCGGGCCGGUGUAUGAGCUGAGCAUUCUCAAGGAUCGCGCCACGGGCGGCAGCCGCGGCUGCUGUUUCGUCACCUUUAUGAAGCGCAAGGACGCGCUGGAGGCCCAGAACAAGCUGCAUGGCGUUAGGGUUCUGCCGACCAUGCACAACCCGGUGCAGAUGAAGCCGGCAGACGUAGAGCCGCGCAGCGAGCGGAAACUCUUCGUCGGCAUGAUAGGAAAGGAGACCGGCGACGAGACGGUGCGAUCCAUGUUCAUGUCGUACGGUCCGAUCGAGGAAUGCACUGUGCUGCGCGACGCGCAGAAGAACAGCAAGGGCUGCGCGUUUGUCACGUUCAUGUCGCGGAAGAACGCGAUCGCGGCCAUCCGCGGUCUGCACCACUCGCGCACCAUGGACGGCUGCUCGGCGCCGCUGGUGGUCAAGUUCGCGGAGGCCCAGCGGGACAAGAAUGCUGGCGGCGGGAUGAGCCGGUUCGGCACUCAGAUCGGCGGCGCCAACCGAACGCCGCUCGGUACCGGUUACAGCGGCGGGUACGGCACCGGCUUCGGCAACGCCGCCGGCGGGUGGGGUAAUCAGCAGCAGCAGGUGCAGCAGCAGCAGAGCAUGAACCAGCCGCCGCCCAACAUGAACAACCCGCUGUUCAACAACCCGCAGGCGGUGAACCUGCUUCAGCAGCUCAGCAACGCGGCCAGCGCGCUCUCGGCUCUCGCUGGUGGAGUCAACCAGUUCGGAAUGGCUCCUCAGGGCAACCAGCAGGGCGGCUUCAACAAUCAGCAGAAUCAGAACAACCCGGCCAACGCUCUGGCCAUGAUGCUGCAGGCCGCUGGAAACCUGAAUCAAGUGGUAGGGAAUCAGCAGCAGGGUGGCCAACAGUACCCGCAGGCUCAGCAGCCGACGAACACCGCGGGCAGCUUCAACACCACAAACGCAGCCGUCAACAACACCGCCACCGGCACCGGCUUCGGGCAGCCGCCUCCGAUCGGCGGCGCCGGCGCGCAGUCUCUGCCGCUGGCGCAGCCGGCCAACACCAACACACCGUUCGGCCGCCAGGUGGAGGGCCCCGAGGGAUGCAACCUGUUCGUCUACCACCUGCCCGAGGAGUUCACUGACAGCGACCUCGCCAACAUGUUCUCGCCGUUUGGUAACGUCAUCUCGGCCAAGGUGUUUCUCGACAAAGAGACCAACCAGUCGAAGGGCUUUGGCUUUGUCUCCUAUGACAACCCAUCCAGCGCGGAGACGGCCAUCCAGGGCAUGAACAGCUUCCUGAUUGGCACCAAGCGGCUGAAGGUGCAGCCGAAGCGCUCCACCGUCACCAAGGACCUGGCCAAGCCGUACUAGGUGGCAGGUGCGACCAUACGUGCGGGGAUCACCAGCAGACUACUCCUGGGGUGGUCGCCUGCUUCCAGGUCCUGUCUCAGGCACUUUGGCAGAGGAAUGUACCAUUGGCAAACAUGUCUGUUCUCGCCAGGAAUUGAUAGAAAUGGGUGCCCGAGCAUUGGCUUGGCUGUGCCCAAAGCGGAACGAGCUACCUUGCCGCCUGAGGCUGUGGUGCGGUUGACAGGAUCCUCGGGAUUUCUGUGUACAAAACACUGCACACUGUGACGUUGGGGGAGAGUGUGUAUAGCGGACAGUAACACCGAAUGGGGAGCGUUCCACAGAGCGCUGCAAUUCUUAGCUGUGGUGGGUCGUGCACUGGACUUUAUACUGAAUUGUGCUUUUGUAUAUCUCUUCAGCGAUCGAUUACGGCACGGACAACACAUUUAUUCCAGACUACUUUCGUGUCGUGUCUUACACGGUGCAUAUUUCAUACAAAAGUGACCCUACCCUAAAUCAUUUCGCUUGAGAUAAGUCAACCACUUAUCUCUUAGCUUAGGGUUUGUUCGAAAGUCGAGAUGUAACGAUCGCUUUGUGUUCUGUCUGACGCUGUAAGUGCCGCGCUGUCAGCUUUGUCCACCAUGGAUGUGCGCUAUGUCCGACGAAGAAUCGCACUCGUUUCGUACGUGUGAAACGCAUCGAAUGUCCGUUAAACCUUGCCGCGGUCCUGUGCCGGUGCUUCUCAUUUCGGUCGUCCUGUCCGGGUUAACGGUGUGAUGUUUCAUUUGUCUGAACUAUUUCGGCGUCUCUGUUAAAUAUGGUCUUACUCUUCGCCGAUCGUGUUCUGAAGCACAUGGUAUCCUUGGACUCCAUAUGUAUCACCCUUGAGUCUAAUAUGCACUGUCAUGAAGUUAUGUGCGUGCGUCUAUUAAGGCUACCAUGCUACACAUAAUCCCCAUGCAUCCAUUGUCUGCGCUAUCGGUGUCAGUGUUGAAAACCUUCGGUCAUAUGUACACGAGAAGUGGCUUGAUUUUAUUUCGCUGUUCCGUGAAUGUACGCAAAACUUGCACGUGUCGCUGUCAAAGAUGUCACAAAGUCUUGUGUAUCUUGUCCAGGAGAACCCAAAUCGGUGUGUCCAUGUAACUUUGCGAAUACAUGUAGCGGGCUGA
This is a messenger RNA of Amphibalanus amphitrite, 2969 nucleotides long. Its product is annotated as CUGBP Elav-like family member 5. Gene Ontology annotation, cellular component: nucleus; cytosol; ribonucleoprotein complex. Gene Ontology annotation, molecular function: mRNA 3'-UTR binding; poly(A) binding; poly(U) RNA binding. Lineage: Eukaryota; Metazoa; Arthropoda; Thecostraca; Balanomorpha; Balanidae. Bases 241 to 1824 code for a protein of 527 amino acids. The transcript has 3 exons. The record is from RefSeq and is a predicted model, not a curated record.